GCACGCGCACCCUUUUUCUUACCUCAAGGCUGGCCAUUCGUGAACGCUGGAUGCCAGAGUCGACUUUUUCUCUCUCUACACCACAGCCUCUCUCUCCCCUGUCUCUCUCCCCUUUUUGGUUUCUCUCUCAGCGAGCCGAACAGGAAGCUCAUCUGCUUAUCAGAACAGAAAGAGAACAAGGAAAGCUCUCUCUUUGAGGUGGACUGAAUCGUUGAGCCUUGAGGAGAAGAUCUUUUUGUAGCGUGGGAAAGGAGUGCCGAUUGCCACUUACUAAUGUCUUCAGAUGUGUCAGCUCCGUGGCACGACAGGGCGAGGGGCUUCUUUUCUUCAUCAGGUGGGAGACUCAAAGAAUCAGGGAAGAAUGCCGGAGCAUUUGUUGGCGAGGUAGCGAAGGAUGCCAAAGGCAAUGUUACUGAAAUUGCCGGAAGGGUUGGAUCAGCAGUGAAAAGCCGAUGGGUGCUCCUUCAGCAACCAUCAGUGAGACAUGCAGUCCAAGAGCGUCUCAUAGAAACUGCUGCCUCUACUGGCUCUUUUCUGAGGAAGGGUAUCACAGGCACUAAGGAUAAAGUUGUAGUUGGCAAGACAAAAGUCGAAGAGGUAGCAAAAAAGACUGCACAGAGAAGUAAAUCCAUUAUUACAGAUAUGGAAAGACGGCAGAAGGGAUUUUCUAGCACGGAUGCCUUUGGUGUCCCAAUUGAGAUAACGGUACAACGGCAGCAAUCCAGCAGGCCUGUUCCUAAUAUUUUGAUCAAAUGUGCUGAAUAUCUUAUAAGUACAGGGGUAAAUUCUCAGAAUUUGUUCAAAUCUGGGGAUAAGGAGGUUAUUCAGCAAUUGGUUGUGAAAUACAAUGAAGAUCCAGAUGCCUCACUUCCCGAUGGUACAAAUCCACUGGAUGUGGCAAUACUUGCCAAAUGCUACCUUGCAAGCAUUCCCGAGCCACUGACAACCUUUGAUCUCUAUGAAGAGUUAAAAAGUGCUCGUACUAGUGUACAAGCAAUGAGAAGCAUAUUAGAGAGACUCCCGAGUGCAAAUUACAUGACACUAGAAUAUAUAACAGCACUGUUGCUCCGCAUCAGCCAGAACUCACAUCAUAACAAGAUGGAUGCUCGGAGCCUUGCGAUUGAGAUGGCCCCAGUUUUGAUGUGGCAGAAGGGGAGGAACCCUGAGUUUUAUAGGGAAUAUUGGAACAAGCUUUCGGGAAGCCCUCCUAAAAACGUGGACCCAACUGUAGCAAUUAGUGCCUGGGAGAUGCUUGCAGAGGAAGGUGAAACGGAGGACCCGGCAGCCACUAUUGAGGUUGUUCAGAACCUUAUAGAACAUCAUAAUGCCAUAUUUACAGAUGCAAAUGAGACAAAUUGGAGAUGAAUGAAGUCGAAUGGGCAGGCUUUCGUUUAGGAAACAGGUGUUGAGCCAGUUGGAAAUCACCUCCGAAGACAAAGCUAUAUGCACGAGUUGCUCAAUAAUGGAUAGGGGCGUCUAUUACUGAGGGUUUCCCCAACCACAUGGUUCUGGAAUAUGGGCUUGUAUAUAUGGCUUGAGAUCAAGGAUGCGUAUUUGCCUCCUGUCUUUUUUGAAUAACUGGGGUUUGCCUGCUUUGUGGUAGCUUCUGCGCAUUGGCAUGCGACAAAAGGAUGUAAGCUUCAAAUAUUCCCGCAGCGAAGCAGGGUUGAUUUUUGUUUUAUUGUUUUAUUUUUGUCCGGAGAGCGCAGUUGAUUUGGUUUUCUUUGUCUUCCAUUCAAGAGGGCAAUAUCAUGCAUAUUUGCGCACUA
Molecule: messenger RNA, 1769 nt
Organism: Eucalyptus grandis
Lineage: Eukaryota; Viridiplantae; Streptophyta; Magnoliopsida; Myrtales; Myrtaceae
Biological process (GO): signal transduction
Source: RefSeq, a predicted model, not a curated record